Molecule: messenger RNA, 1956 nt
Organism: Fomitopsis serialis
Lineage: Eukaryota; Fungi; Basidiomycota; Agaricomycetes; Polyporales; Fomitopsidaceae
Product: RAI1 like PD-XK nuclease-domain-containing protein
Exons: 8
Coding region: 201-1688 (495 amino acids)
Biological process (GO): NAD-cap decapping; nuclear-transcribed mRNA catabolic process
Cellular component (GO): cytosol; nucleus
Molecular function (GO): mRNA 5'-diphosphatase activity
Source: RefSeq, a predicted model, not a curated record
AGGCUAUGAUUUAUGCUUCCGUACAAUGACUCUUCGUAAGGCCAUGUAAGUAUUUACAUAUUUACCUCCAUCACAUUGCGAGCUGCCAGGCGGAUCGUGACUUGAUUUGGAAGUUGUACUUCACGCUUUCACUACCAACUUGUCGGCUCUGGUGGCCUGCAACGGCGGAGACUACACUUCACUGCUGUAUCAUUCCCCGUAUGUCGUCCUCCAAACGCAAGGUAUCCGACGCCAUAGGAGAAGAGGAUGCUCGGGAGCGCAGUGCGAAACGUCGAGAAGUCACCCAGGCCGACACCGAACACCCCAUACACAAACUCUCCUACCCCUCCACCUCCGCACCAGCUCGCACCGUUCCGUUCCAGCAGCCUGCACCAUUGCUGACGUUCUCUUACACAUCCGUGCGAGAGCUCGAGUUCACCGACUCCGCGUUGCGAUACUAUGUCCCGCCACCGAAUGGCGCGGAGCUGCGCUACGGCUACGAGCGCUGGGUGAAGAGGCCGGAGGAGAGGGGGCGGCUGGAUGGGCUGUUGAGGGCGGUCUCGAAGAUGCGUGAACGGAUGGACAGAAGCGAGGCGGGGAGCGGGAGGAGGUGGUUGGACGGUGUGGGUGUGGUGGCCUGGAGGGGGGUCAUGACCAAGAUACUUACCGCGCCGUACGAGGAGCGGGACGGGUGGGAGAUGAACGUGAUGGACGUUGGCGGGACAUUAUAUCUGGAAGAACAUUUGUCGGACGCGAAGCUCAAGGAUAAGGAAGACAUGACUCCCCACCAUCGCCUGCAGUCCUACUAUGGCUACUCGUUCGAGGCAUGGUCGACUUCAAGCCGGCCCGGUGUUCGCGAACGACUCGACGGGCACCCUGAAGGGUGGGGAGGCGAUGUAGACACUAACGUUCAGUGGUGCUGUGUCGUGAAGACGAAGUUGGGGGACACGCGGCUGGUCAUUGGAGGCGAGGUCGAUUGUACACGAGAGAAGUUCACCGGGAAGACUAAUGACUUGGUCGAGUUGAAGACAUCUAUGGUCAUACGUGGUGCCCAAGACGAAGCGAGGUUCGAGAAGAAGCUGCUGAAGUUCUACUUCCAAUCGUUCCUCCUCGGCGUACCUGAAAUCGUCGUCGGUUUCCGAACGCCCGCAGGCCAACUCAGCACUCUCCAGUCGUUCAAGACCAUGCAGAUCCCUCGGCUCGUCCGCGGGAAGCGAGGGGCAUGGGACCCGAUGGUCUGCUUCGACUGGGGACACCAGUUUCUCGCGUUCCUCAAGUCUGUAGUGCGCGGUGUCGACGCAGACGUACGGGCAGCACCUCAUGAAAAGGAAGAGAAGCACGGCACCGGGGACUCGCGCGCAGAAGUGGACGAACAACCCGAGGGUGUUGCGGACCGGCCACGGGUGUGGCGAGUGAGGUUCCAGCCCAAGGUCGGGAUCAGCGUCACGUUGCUGGACGACGCUGGAGUGCGUGAAGUUGAGGCGGGCGAGGACAGAGUCGGGUUCCUCCCGAAAUGGUACUGCGACGAGCUGAUGGACAAGAGCAUCGGAGAGAGGCACACAGAGAGCCAUGCUGCUGCGAGUAACAUCGUCAAUGGUGAGGCUGGUGUGAGUCGGGACAAUGCCGAACACUCGGACCGUCAAGAGACGGAAGUUCGUACAGUUCAUCCAGCUACCACGCCUGCCAUCCCACCCGGCUGGGUGACAUAAGAGUUCAUUUCGUGCCACGACGCCUUCUCAUUUGUUGGAGACGUGCGAUAAUUUACCGGCACUGGUAGCUGGCCGAGGUGAUCACUGAGCAUAUUAGAGACAUGUCCAUAGGAUGCAAGGAUUCGACAAUAUCAUGUCGUACGCUGCGCGGCCAGUGCAGGCGAGCCUUUCCAGUGCGGUGAGCCACACCGUUCAUCACGUGAGGUUCUAGGCGGAAAUAGGACCUCAAGUUACUGCUCUACGGCGUGCCACACGAGAAUACACAGAG